CUCUCGGGUUUGGUGCUGUCAUUCUGUUAUACUGCAAUUGUCCUCUUCUGGAAAUGUACACAACAUUACCCCUUUAGAAAUAUGAUGCGACCUGUUCUGCCAUAGUAGCAGCAGCCUCUCUUGCUUUAGCGGUUAGCCAAAGAUAGCUAUCUUUUCCAGGAGCAAUCCUUUCAACUUGCUUAGCUUGCGACAGCUAACUUUGCUAUGUGAACUCACUUGACCAAGAAGAGGACGGCCAGGAAACUCCUCGCAAACUGCCUGGUGGUGCAGAUCGCUCUCAUGUGGCCAUGGAAAAGACGGCCUUUGAGGGGUGGCUGGAGUCAGUCUCCGCCGCUUUCCUUACACUGAACGACCAGCAGCGCAUCCAGUCUUUGGAUCAGCUUAUAUCUCUAAGUGGUGCUGUCCAGCUCCGUCACCUCUCCAAUGGACUGGAGACACUUCUUAAACGCGACUUCCUGCGUCUCCUACCUCUGGAAUUGGCCUUUUAUCUGCUCCGCUGGUUGGACCCGCAGACACUCCUCACAUGCUGCCGUGUCUGCAAACAGUGGAAUAAGGUCAUCAACUCAUGCACAGAGGUGUGGCAAGGAGUGUGUCGGGACCUAGGAUGGAAGAUUGAUGAGUCCAUUCAGGAUGCAACACACUGGAAAAAGGUCUAUUUGAAGGCUAAACUACGAAUGAUGCAGCUGAAGGAUCAGGAGGCCUUUGAGACGUCUUCCCUUAUUGGCCACAGUGCUCGGGUGUACGCUCUGUACUACAAGGACGGCCUUCUCUGUACUGGCUCUGAUGAUCUCUCUGCAAAACUAUGGGAUGUUCGCACUGGGCAGUGCAUAUAUGGGAUUCAAACACACACCUGUGCAGCAGUAAAGUUUGAUGAACAGAAGCUGGUUACCGGAUCCUUUGACAACACCAUUGCAUGUUGGGAGUGGAGCACGGGAGCGAGGAUCCAGCAGUUCCGCGGCCACACCGGAGCAGUUUUCAGUGUUGACUACAAUGAUGACCUUGAUCUGCUUGUGAGCGGCUCUGCUGACUUCACUGUGAAGGUGUGGGCCCUUUCUGCAGGUGCCUGCCUCAACACACUCACUGGACACACGGAGUGGGUCACCAAGGUGAUACUCCAGAAAAGUGAAGUAGAAUCUGUGGUGCACAGUCCUGGCGAUUACAUCCUGCUAAGUGCUGACAAAUAUGAAAUCAAGGUCUGGCCUUUAGGUAGGGAAAUCAACUGUAAAUGUUUGAAGACACUGUCAGUGUCUGAGAAUCGCAGCAUCAGCCUGCAGCCUCGUCUGCAGUUUGAUGGACGCUACAUCGUCUGCAGCUCCGACCUCGGAGUGUAUCAGUGGGACUUUGCCAGCUUUGAAAUUUUAAGGGUCAUAAAGACUCAGGACCCCGCCAACCUAUCUCUGCUCAGCUUUGGUGAAGUCUUUGCGCUCCUUUUUGACAACCACUUCCUCUACGUGAUGGACCUGAGGACAGAGGCCAUCUCGGGCCGGUGGCCUCUUCCAGCAUACAGGAAGUCCAAGCGAGGAUCCAGCUUCCUGGCCGGAGUGACUUCUUGGCUUAAUGGUCUGGAUGGCGACAAUGACUCUGGACUGGUGUUUGCCACCAGCAUGCCAGACCAUAGUAUUCACUUAGUUCUUUGGAAGGAGAAUGGAUAAAAGCAGCAGGUCCUCACACCAGACUGUUGAUUCUAACUCACUAAUCAUGCAUGGACCAAAGCAAUUUAUUUUAGAUCAGUUCUCCUUGCUAUUAGAGGCCAGUCAUGAAAUCACUGUACGAUAAAGACGACAAAGACACAGCACCUCAUCGUUUUGUUGACUAGGUUGUGAAAAGUGUCAUAAUGGGUUGCAGUUGAAUUUUUAAAUAUAGAUAUAUUCUUUGUAACAGACUUUGGACAUCACAGACUUACUCUUAAAGCAUACCGUCACAUCACUUUGUAUAUUUCAAAUGAGCCGAAUGCCAAGAUUUGCCAAAAUUAGCUUUUUAAUUUUUCCAGAAAGGAAGGUUUGCCUUAAACACCGUAGCUGUAAAUACACAAGGAGGAAUGUUUUACAAACCAUAAAGAGAGGAGCCUGUAUCGUUUCCUCCACUUAAUGAUGGUUGUCAUUUAAUGUAAAUGAAAGAGAUUUCCUGAUAUUCCGCUCAAGAUGCUUUUUAGAGGGGUGCCUGGUUCAAAAAUCAGCUUCAGUAUGUGUGAUGUGCCUUUUUAGUUGAUUUGAUGUAACAAACUAGAAACCCUGUGAGCUCGAGCACUGCUGCAGUGAGGUAAUAACUGUGUUGUGAACCUUAGUUUGAUGUGACUUUUUCAUUAUUUAUGUGCUCAAACAAUCGAGAUGUCUGUAAUUUUAUAGAGAACCUACCUGAAUGACUUUCUCACUCGAUAGGCUAGGUGAGUCACUGACUGUUCAAAAAGCAUUAGGUUUAUUUUUCUAAAAAAAAGUGGCUGCAUUGCAUUGUACCACUGUGGAGAUUGCCUGGCAUGUGUAUAUGGGUGAAGAAUUUGUGCUUAAAAGAAGCAUUUUCAUGUUAUUACAACAUAAUAAUUUCAGACUUUCACCUUAUAUAAUCAUGACUAACCUAGAUGCUGCUCAAUUUUGCUGUGCAUUUUCCUUCUCAAAUCCUGUGGGUAAUAGCCGAAGAUUGUGUAUAGAUAUGGACAUCAUCAAAAUGCACUUGAUUUUGAACCUCUUACACCCUGGUCCUGUCUUCGGUUCACGUGAUUAAUACAAGAUUCACUACGCUCAAAAA
Synchiropus splendidus (mandarinfish) is the source of this 2742-nucleotide messenger RNA. RefSeq names its product F-box and WD repeat domain containing 2 (gene fbxw2). The record is from RefSeq and is a predicted model, not a curated record. Bases 288 to 1652 code for a protein of 454 amino acids. The transcript is spliced from 8 exons. Lineage: Eukaryota; Metazoa; Chordata; Actinopteri; Syngnathiformes; Callionymidae. Gene Ontology annotation, molecular function: protein binding.